UUUACUUAUUAACUGUGUCAGGAGAGUUACAGUUGUCAAUCGCCGAAAUUCCAUUGACCGAAAGCUGUCGGAACUGUCCGAUGUUCUACGAGUCGUCAGUCCUGUAGGACUGCUGGAGGCGGCCACAGCGCCAUGUUGAACGAAGUCAUCCUACUCAGUGGAGAGAUACUCGUUAAAUAGCAGUUGUAAAAUCAAGUAUUAUUAAUUUAAUAAGGGUACGUCUUCACGAACGCACUGGCAAGCAGAGACGAACUGGAUCCUCGGAAACCCCGACCGGGGAGGGGGAACAGCCCCCAUCCUUCAGCAAUGAAGAUAAACCACAAUAAGCGCUAGCUAGCUAACGUUAGCUUGCUGCUCAAUAAGCUAGCUGGACUGUUAGCUAGCUGGCUAAAGCUUUCUGUCUAGCUAGCUAGCUAGCAAGCAUUUCUGCCACCGGCAACUUGCUUGGUCAAGGCCUGCUCUUGGCGCAACUUGCUGGCUAGCUAUAUUUUUAUGCGCGUUAUUUUUUAAGCUACUAGUUAUAAAUAGCUAGCUGUUUAUUAUUGUAAAUAUUUACCAUUUGAUUUUUGCAAUGAGUUUGCCGCCGAAAGCGGUGCCGAAGUCAGCCGCUGCCGCUGGACCUGGAACCGGGCCGUCACCCUCAAAUCAACUGCGGGCUACCCUGGCUACAGUACCGUUGCCGGGGCCCCAGCAGCCUCCUCCGGUACCACCAACGCAAGUUUUCCUUAAUGCGUUGCACCCCAGGAUCCCCCGAGUGCAGCCAACCCUGGACGAGCGAAUCUUCCCUACACAGCCUGGCGUCACUGCCGUCUACAGUGUACAGAGACCUGCUGGCCCCCCUUACACAGCGCACGAAAUCAACAAAGGACACCCCAGCCUAGCGGCCACACCGCCGGGCCAUGCGUCCUCCCCUGGCCUCUCUCAGGUAUCAGUUUCCACAGUAUCCACUGCGCAUCUGUAUGGCCACCCUAAAGGCUGGGAGGCAGGAGGAGGGUCUCCGUACACGGCGGGCCAGAAUGCUGGCACGACCCCUCUCGUCUACUCCCCGCCAACGCAACCAAUGAACGCCCAGCCGCAGAGCCGCCCGUUUGCCCCGGGGUCUCGUCCUGCCCACCACCAGGGAGGAUUCAGACCCAUUCAGUUUUUCCAGAGGCCUCAGAUGCAGACAGCCCGGCCUGCCAUUCCAAGUAACAGCCCUUCCAUUCGACCUGCGUCCCAGGCACCAGCCGCCACCGUCUACCCCCCCAGCCAGCCCAUCAUGAUGUCCAUGACGUCCAUGACGCCCAUGCCUUUCCCCUCACCCCAGACCGCCCAGUACUACAUACCCCAGUAUCGCCACAGUGGCCCUCCCUACGUGGGACCUCCCCAGCAGUACACCGUCCAGCCCACAGGACCCAGCACAUUCUACCCUGGGCCCUCUCCUGCAGACUUCCCUCCAGCAUAUGCGGCAGGGCCUUCAUACUAUCCUGGCCAGACCAUGUACACCCCAUCUCCAUCCAUAAUAGUGCCUACAGCUCAGCAGCCUCCACCGACUAAGAGGGAAAAGAAAACAAUCCGUAUCCGCGACCCUAACCAGGGUGGCAAGGAUAUCACAGAGGAGAUCAUGUCAGGCGUAGGCGGCAGCCGGAACCCAACCCCUCCAGUGGGACGUCCCUCCACUACCCCUACUCCUCCACAGUUUUUAUGUCCACACCCUCAUUAUCCUCACAUUUUCUACCUCAAAUCCCAGCAGCUGAACAGCCAGGUAGCAGAGCAUGGGCAUGUCAUGUAUAACGUGGACAGCGCUCAGGUCCUUCCUGCUUCCGUUGACUUGAAACCAGAUGACAAGCCAAAGCUUGAGUGUGCAAUGCUGAAGUCUUCAUCACCAGGGCUACGGCCAGUCGACCCUCCUGUGCAGAGGCGAGAGCCCGGCAGUCCUGCCCCUGCUCCUGCCCCUGCUCCUGCCCCUGCUCCUGCUCCUGCUCCUGCUCCUGUCCCUGUCUCUGCACCUGGACCUGGACCUGUCCCAGCUCCAGCUCCAGCUCCAGCUCCUGCCCCCACCCCAGACUCUUAUCCCCCUGAGAAAUCUGAGCUUCCUCCCUGUGGCCUAGAACCAGCCCCCAGUGUAGCCUCAGCUCCAGCCCCCAACCCCUCCAAGCCUUUGUCAGCAGCAGAGGGGACAGAGACCCCCGGCCCUUCACCAGAGCCUGAACCAGCCAUCUCUCCAGAGCCAGAGAAACUGGAGGUCCAGCAGGCCCCCUCAGAGCUGCUCAUCUCUCCAACCCAGGAGGUCAAAGCUGUCAACGGGCUGGCCGAAACAAAUCCCACUCCUCCCUGCGAUGAUCUGGGCUUCCAGCCCAGCCACACCCCCCAGCCGCAGCCUGCCCCCGGCCCUACCCGGCCACAGGCUCCCAUCUCAGAGCCCGGCCCCGCCAGCCCGGCCCUGGAGGCCCACUGUGCGGAGGCGAAGGCUGCACAUCCAGCAGCCGGAGAUGCGGUUGCCUCAGGCACGGCGACGCCCUCGUUGCCUUCCACCACUGCUGCUGAUAUUGGUACUGUGCUCACGCCUCCUCCAGGCCUCACUCUCCCAGGCCAGGCUGCCAGAGAGGCAGGCCUGGCCCGGGAAGCCUCCACUGGGCCAGAGCUGAAAGAGGCUGGGACGGAGCCAGAGGUCUUGCUGGAGGAUAAAGUGGAGCCCACCUUACAGCCCAAUCUUAGACAAAGCUUGAGUCAAGCAAUGACUAGUUUACCAAAGACGUGGAAGAAGCCAAAAGAAGACACUUCUGUGGGGCAGGUCCAGUGUCCUGACAGAGAGGAGAAGCUGGAGCUGGGUAUGGAGGCUUUCGUGGAGCGCACUAGCCCUCCUCCUUUUGGUGGGGAGAGACGGGCCUCUGCGGGGGUGCCACCAGAGGAGAACGGAGAGCAGGAGGCGGAGCCUUUGAGGAAUGGACCAGCGCAUAUCCCUGAGACGGAAAGCAGCGAUGGCGUACCCGCUACUGUCCUAAAAGAGCCCACCCCCAACGCAAUACAUAAGCCAGAGCUGAAGGAUGGGAAGAGGCAGUAUAAUAGAGACUUCCUGUUGGGAUUCCAGUUCAUGCCUGCCUGCGUGCAGAAGCCAGAGGGGCUUCCUCCAAUUUCCGAUGUGGUACUGGACAAGAUUAACCAAAACAAGCUGCCGCUGCGGCAGGUGGACCCUCGCAUCAUCUCCAGAGGCCCAGACUUCACCCCAGCAUUCGCAGACUUUGGCAGGGCAAUUCCUGGAGGCAGGGGUGCACCGCUGCUCAGUGUCGGCCCGAGACGGCCGCCUCCGCGCAAAAUUAUCACCAAUGUGUCCGUGAACGACGAGGUGCAGCUGAAGAAGGCCGAGAACGCCUGGAAACCUGGCCUGAAGAGGGAGAAUGUCACAGAGGACCCCGAGACCCAGAAAACUCAGGAGCUUUUCCGGAAGGUGCGCAGUAUCCUUAACAAACUGACACCGCAGAUGUUUAACCAGCUGAUGAAGCAGGUGAUGGACCUCACCAUCGACACAGAGGAACGCCUCAAAGGCGUCAUCGACCUGGUUUUCGAAAAAGCCAUCGAUGAGCCAAGCUUCUCUGUGGCCUAUGGCAAUAUGUGUAGCUGCCUGGCUAUGUUAAAAGUGCCCAUGGCAGACAAGCCCACCAGCACUGUGAACUUCCGAAAGCUGCUGCUGAACCGCUGUCAGAAAGAGUUUGAGAAGGACAAGGUGGACGAUGAUGUCUUUGAGAAGAAGCAGCGGGAGCUGGAAGCAGCUUCCUCGGCCAGCGAGCGGGAGAGGCUGGAGGAGGAACUGGAGGAGGCGAAGGACAAGGCCCGCAGGAGGUCCAUUGGCAACAUCAAGUUCAUCGGGGAGCUGUUCAAGCUGCGCAUGCUGACGGAGGCCAUCAUGCACGAUUGCGUGGUCAAGCUGCUCAAGAACCACGACGAGGAGAGCCUGGAGUGUCUGUGCCGCCUCCUCACCACCAUCGGAAAAGACCUGGACUUCGAGAAGGCCAAGCCACGAAUGGAUCAGUACUUCAACCAGAUGGAAAAGAUAGUGAAGGAGAGGAAGACUUCCUCACGCAUUCGGUUCAUGCUCCAGGACGUCAUCGACCUGCGACUGCAUAACUGGGUGUCGCGGCGAGCUGACCAGGGGCCCAAGACCAUUGAGCAGAUCCACAAGGAGGCCAAAAUCGAGGAGCAGGAGGAGCAGAGGAAGGUGCACCAGCAGCUGCUGUCCAAGGACAACAAGAGGAGAACAGUAGUGCAGAGAGAAGAGACCUGGAACACUGUGCCUGUGCCCAAGAACAGUAGGACAAUAGACCCCACCAAAAUCCCCAAAAUCUCCAAGCCAACGAUAGACGAUAAAAUCCAGCUUGGCCCGCGAGCGCAGAUGAACUGGAUGAAAGGCAGCAGUGGAGGAGCUGGAGCCAGAGCCAGCGAGUCAGACACCCUGCGGCCCAGUGCCAGCAGCCUGAACCGCUACUCAGCCCUGCAGCCCUCGGUCCCGGCAGCCGCCCCCACAUCCUCCGCAGGCCCAGACUUUGAGUCCAAGCGAGGCCUGAGCAGCCGUGGGAGCUCAGGACGGGAGCGCAAUGAUAAGCCACUGAGUUCGGCCCCUUCGCGGGCGGGGCCUCCCUCUGUGGGUGGGGCCAGUAAAGAGGCCCCCGAGGAGCCUCCUAAGGAGGAGGCGCACAAGGACACGCACGUCCCCCCCACACCAAAACUGCUGCCCAGCACAGCCAACAGGAGCAAACUGGAGCGCAGCCAAUCCAGGGAAUCUGUAAAACUUGAAGCAGCGUCAGGCCCUGCUACGGACAAGCCUGCACUAUCAGAGGAGGAGAUGGAGAAACGCUCCAAGUCCAUCAUCGAUGAGUUUUUGCACAUUAGCGAUUAUAAGGAGGCUAUGCAGUGUGUGGAGGAGCUGGAGCAGGCCUCAAUGCUUCACGUGUUUGUGCGGGUGGGUGUGGAGUCCACACUGGAGAGGAGCCAGAUAACACGCGACCACAUGGGCCAGCUGCUCUAUCAGCUGCUGCAGGCUGGAAGCCUCUCCAAACCUCAGUUCUUUAAAGGGUUCUCAGAAACCCUUGAGUUGGCAGAUGAUAUGGCCAUUGACAUUCCCCAUAUAUGGCUGUACUUAGCGGAGCUGGUUAGUCCUGUGCUCCGCGAAGGAGGAAUCUCUAUGAGAGAAUUAUUUAGUGAAUUUAGUAAACCAUUACUCCCUGUGGGAAGAGCUGGGAUAUUAUUUUCUGAAAUAUUGCACCUGCUAUGCAAACAUAUGAGCCAUAGGAAAGUGGGAGCCUUAUGGAGGGAUUCUGAGUUGAGUUGGGUUAAUUUCCUCCCAGACAUGGAGGAUGUGCCUCGCUUCAUCACUGAGCAGAAACUAGACUUCACUCUGUCUGAUUGCUCGAGUCCGGCAUGUGCGGUCUCUAAGAGAGCGCUCUCGCCUGAGGAGCUGAACAAGCAGCUGGAGAAGCUUCUCCUGGAGGACAUGGCUAGCGAUGAACAAAUCUUCGACUGGGUAGAGGCAAAUCUAGAUGAAUCCGAAAUGAGUUCAGCUCCCUUCCUCAGAGCUCUGAUGACUGCCGUAUGCAGAGCAGCAGUGAGAAGUAAGCCUGUUGGCCUGGUCUCUGAGAGCUCCUCCUCAAAAGUGGACACGGCCAUUAUCCAGAAGCGGUUGCCUGUCUUACACAAGUACCUUAACUCGGACACAGAGAGACAGUUGCAAGCACUUUAUGCACUUCAAGCAUUGAUAGUAAAACUGGACCAGCCCCCCAACUUGCUCCGGAUGUUCUUUGACUGUUUGUAUGACGAGGAUGUGAUCUCAGAGGAUGCCUUCUACAAGUGGGAGGCCAGCAAAGACCCCGCUGAGCAGCAAGGCAAGGGCGUGGCCCUCAAAUCCGUGACAGCUUUUUUCACUUGGCUGCGCGAGGCCGAGGAAGAGUCUGAGGACAAUUGACGAGAGGGAAAAUGGACACAUUUGCCAACGUGUGCUGAAAGACAAUAGUCGCUGAAACAAUAACUGCAUCUUCUAAAACGAAACAUAAUAAAAGCAAAAUCAUGGGAAGAGUUCACACUUCAAUGAGGGACAGCAACAGGAUGACUUAAAAUUGCUGGAGCACUAAAAUAAAUACCUGUAUUAUUUAUAGUAAUAUUUCAGUUAAGUUUUUAAUUUUUUUUAAGGAAAAGACUUUAAUAAUACAACUAUGUGCGACAAAGAAACAAAAGUUCAGACUCUAAUUUAUGUUUUUGUUUUUUCCUUUUUUAAGAACAGCAGACAAAACUAUAUUUAACAUUUGCAGAUGGUUAAAACAAGAGACAGUGGUGAAUAUAGAAAUAAUGUCAAUAAUGAUAUUAAUAUAAUGGUAAAAAAUCAUUAGAGCCUCCCUGACUUUCAGAUUGUUGGGUUUGGGACAGUAAAUUUUGAUGGGGAUAUCAACUCAGUCUGGGUUCUAGGCAGGAUUGACGUAGUUGUACGUCAGAUGUUUAAGGUUAUUAUUUCAAUAACCAUGUCACCUUUCCUUCUGCUUUAGCUUGCUCUAUGUGGAAACAUAUAAACCGGCAGAACUAUGCAUUCAGGAGACUGCUGAGAUUACAGUCACAACAAGAACCUUGAAUGGAAAUAAAAUGAGCAAAUGGCAACUAGUGCAAAACACUAAAGGGAUGUUGCUGAACCUAAAGUGCUUGUAAUUCUUCAUACUGAUAGAGCAAAUUUAAAGCUUGUAAAUAAAUUAAAAAAAAACAACAACAAUGAUACAUAAACACAAA
This is a messenger RNA of Electrophorus electricus (electric eel), 6744 nucleotides long. RefSeq names its product eukaryotic translation initiation factor 4 gamma, 3b (gene eif4g3b). Lineage: Eukaryota; Metazoa; Chordata; Actinopteri; Gymnotiformes; Gymnotidae. Gene Ontology annotation, molecular function: translation initiation factor activity; mRNA binding; protein binding. Gene Ontology annotation, cellular component: eukaryotic translation initiation factor 4F complex. The record is from RefSeq and is a predicted model, not a curated record.